This is a messenger RNA of Gadus macrocephalus (Pacific cod), 2751 nucleotides long. RefSeq names its product NADPH oxidase 4. Gene Ontology annotation, molecular function: superoxide-generating NAD(P)H oxidase activity. Gene Ontology annotation, cellular component: plasma membrane; NADPH oxidase complex. The transcript is spliced from 18 exons. The record is from RefSeq and is a predicted model, not a curated record. Lineage: Eukaryota; Metazoa; Chordata; Actinopteri; Gadiformes; Gadidae. Gene Ontology annotation, biological process: defense response; superoxide anion generation. The coding region runs from base 279 to 1955 and encodes 558 amino acids.
AAAGAGGGAGAGAGGGAGGUAAGAAGAGCGAGCGAGCGAGCGAGAGGGAGAUAGAACAAGAGAGCAGGCGUUCACCAAUGGCAAAAGGAGAGCGAGCAUUUUUCCAACUGUAGACCUGAAGCGCCGGCAUAACGAACUCGCGACUCAACAGAAUGACAACAAAGCGGCAAUAGGGUGGAUGAUCCCGUCGCGCACCUUGGAUGACAGGGUCAAUAAUUUGAAGUCCUGCUGGGUCUGUUGGAGCCUGGAAGAAACUUUAGUCAGUUAGUUCAGGCAUCAUGGUUCUCUCGUUCAAAAGCUGGGUCGCCAACGAGGGUGGAAAGCACUUUGUCCUGAUACUCUGGUUAGGAGCCAACACCUGGCUUUUUCUAAGAACCUUCCUCACAUACUCCACAGGACAGCAAUAUUACUACCUCUACAAGAUGCUGGGGCUGGGGCUGUGCAUCAGUCGGGCAUCUGCAUCCGUGUUGAACCUCAACUGCAGCCUGGUGCUGCUGCCCAUGUGCCGCUCGCUCCUAACCUGUCUGCGAGGAACCCACACGUUAUCAAGCAGAGGGACCCGCAGACUGCUCGACAAGAGCAAGACCUUUCAUGUGGCCUGUGGAAUCGCCAUCUGCAUCUUCUCCGUUGUUCAUGUUUCUGCUCACCUGGUCAAUGUAGUUAACUUCAGUGCCUUCUAUUCUGAGGAUCUACCUGCUCUCAAUUUGGCCCGUUACCUCGGAGAGGAUCCUAGGAUGAUCAUUUUGACGACAGUCCCAGGGAUCACGGGCGUCCUAUUGGUUGUCAUCCUCUUCCUGAUGUUCACUGCCUCCUCCUACUGCAUACGGUUGUCCAACUAUGAGAUCUUCUGGUACACACACAACCUCUUCAUCGUCUUCUACAUCAUUCUCAUGGUCCACAUGGUCGGGGGAGCGCUGAAGUACCAGACAAAUGUAGACACCCACCCACCGGGCUGUCUCAGGCCCAAUCAGAGCAGCCCAGAGCUGCAAGGGGAGGAGCUAGAGCCUGGCAAUGAAGAGAGGAGGUGCAAAGAAGAGGCCCGUUUCCACCCCCAUUACCCCCAGACAUGGAUGUGGGUGUCGGGCCCUCUCUGCCUGUACUGCGCUGAGCGGUUCUACCGCUACAUCCGGAGCAGUGACCCCGUUACCAUAGUGACGGUGAUCAGGCACCCCUCGGAGGUCAUCGAGGUGCGCAUGCUGAAGGGGGACUUCAAGGCGCACCCAGGCCAGUACAUUGUUCUGAACUGUCCGGGGGUCUCAUCCUUUGAAAACCACCCAUUCACGCUCACUACGUGUCCCACAGAGGAGAAGGAAACCUUUGGCGUCCAUAUGCGAGUUGUUGGAGACUGGACUGAAAGGUUCACAGAGCUGUUGCUUCCUAAAACAGGGGUGGAGCUAGAAAUACUACCCAUGGUGCAACAGAGGAGAUACCCCAAGCUGUAUGUGGAUGGUCCAUUCGGCAGUUCGUCACAGGAGGUGUUUAACUACGAGGUCAGUCUUUGUGUGGCAGGCGGAAUAGGAGUCACACCAUUCGCUUGCGUUCUGCACGCUCUUCUUGAUGGCUGGAAGCAGUUCAGACUGAGGAGGCUGUAUUUUGUGUGGGUCUGCAGGGAGCUGCAGUCCUUCUACUGGUUCUCAGAGCUCCUGUGUGCCCUGCACCACAAGCUCUGGCAGGAAAACCGACCAGACUACUUGAAUCUGAAGCUGUUUGUCAGUCAGACAGAAGAUCUCCAGAGCAUGUCUGAGGAGAAGUACCGCCCCCUCAGUUCAAGGCUCUCGAUUGGUCGACCUCGGUGGAAGCUGCUCUUCGAUGAAAUCAGCAACGCCAAUAGGCAAAAGCACGUGGGCGUGUUUUGCUGUGGACCAAAGGGCAUCUCGAGGACUCUCCACAAGCUGUGCAAUUCCGGCCGCUACACUGGAGUCACUUUUGAAUUCAACAAGGAGUCUUUCAGCUGAGACUGUUGUUACAUCAUCUACCAGAGAAUACCAGAGACACCAGCUACCAUCGGUCACUGGUUACAUCCCCUACCAUCCGCUAUUGAUUGAACACUUCCCGGGCAUGAAUACGGUACCGGGCUUGAACACAACGUAGUACCUGGACAGCGUAUUAUGCGGUUUCUGUUUCAAAUAUUAUACAUGAGAAGGACCAUUAUUUAAUAUGCCGUGGUCCAACCCUUCUCUAACAUUCUGGCCUGACUAUUCUAUGGAAGCCUCUGUUCUAGUCUUCAGCCCAGAGCAGCAGCGAGCUGCUCUGAAAUAUCUGCAUAGUAAAUAGUUUGACCUAUGAUCCCCCCUUCACUGUAGGCCCUGGCUUUUCUCAGUCAGAGAGAGCCGCAUCCAAUCCACCCUCAAACCCUAUUGGAUCUAUAUAAAAACUAAUAGUCAACGACAGUUCAUAUAAUAGGGAAAUAUUCUCCAUGCAGACAACAAACUUAUGUAAUAAGGUGGUAAUUCAGUACCAAGGACAGAGACCUGGGAUGUUGGGAGAAAGCUCAUUCAAUGCAAGUCCACUUAUUUCUUGAAUGGCAUUAUUUGUAUGCAAUGUUCAUCUCCACCGUAUAUAUUGUCAUUUUCAUCACACCCAAAAUAUAUUUGAUUGAUCGUUGAGACCAUCAUUUACUUGUUUUUCUAUUUGGUGAUUGGUUUUAUCCAGUGAUAGCCGAUCUGCUCUGUUUGUUCCUCUAUACCAAAAAAAGUGUUUAUUUGAAUGUACAAGUAAAAAAAAAACAAUACAAGCCAGUAUUCCUAGGUA